AUGACUGGGGGACCUCACCCUGCUCAACAAAGGCGGCUUCCGGUGUCCGACAACGCCGGACCACCAAUGACCAUGGCAGACUCGAAAAAUGUAUUACCCCAGGAGGGUACCGCUGGCUACGCCAGCGGAGAAUCCCUCCCAGAGGUCACUCUGACCUCUGGCCGGCCCACGUAUUCUGGGGGGGCCAAAGGAUGCCACACGACCACUGCAAGAAUAUUGACAACGAUUGCGAGCGACUUGGAUUUGUUGAAAAAGGAAAGACGGGAAGCGUCGAGAGAGAGAGGGCCAAAGACUGGCAAAAACCCGACGGAGGAGGACGACACUAGCGACGCUGAGCUAGUGUCUGUAUCCGAAGUGUCCGGAAUGUCGGGACUGUCUGGGCUAUCCUCAGACUCGGACAGCACAGUUGAGGGCACAAAAGACCUGGCGGAGACGAGUAAGACCGCCCCCACAGCCCCGAGACUCGCCCUCAAAUUUGCGGCAAAGAUGCCAAAGAAGAGGGCGCUAAAAGAUGACGGAGCGGCGGCCCCGGUCGCCACCAAGGUGUCCACGGCGGCAAGAGGCCGCCCUAGACGCCCAGGGGCUCAUGCCGCCUAUCUGCAGGAGGCGAGAGCGCACAUGGCGGAGGAGGGGGAGAGUGGAGCAAGCGGCUCGAACCCCCCCCCCUACCGGCCUCCUUGCCUCCUGCCCAGAGACUCUUCGGAGCCAAGGUGCUCCCAGCCGGAGGCCGCUACUAUCGAGGCCCUGGCUGCAAAAGCCCUCCUGAAUGUGGCCGCCAUUCAGGGGGAGGUUAAAAAGAGCGGCCACAUUAAGGGCACGGUCCUGGGCCAGAUAAACCGGGCCACAAAGGGGGUGAUUGAGGCGGUGGAGGAGCUCCGCUCAAUCACCCCCCAAGAGGAGCAACGCCGACUCCGCGCGGAGAACGCCAGAUUGGCGCGGGAAGUAGAACUCAUCCGCGCGGAGUUAAAAGCGUUCAAGGAAGCGUACUCGGAGUCGCAGAAAAAAGCGGCCGCGACUCCGAGGGAGACUCCUCCGGCCCGGGAGGAGAGUGUGGAAACCGUGCUCAGGGGCGCCCUCGAGGAGAUGAGGCGCGACCUUCUAGAGUCCGUAGGCGGGAUGGUUAACGCCCGCCUAGGAGACCUAGAAACGCGCCUCCCCCCUGAGCCGGUGGUCAGGCCGCCUCUCCAGGCGGACAGGAACCACCCGCCGCCGCCGCGCCCUGUGGCCCGGCCCAAUUUAGUGGCUGGUGCCACCAAAACCGUGGAGGUACGACCGGCCCAGGCCCCUGUGGCCAAAGCCGGUCCAGCGAAAACAAAGCGGAAGAUUAGCAAGACCGGACCGGCCGCCCCUCCCCCCCCUCCACCUGCUGGCGGAGGAGGGAGCGCAGAGACGGCCACAAAGGCCAAAGCCGGAGCCACCAAACCCGCCCCCCAAACACCCGGGGGCGAGGAAACACCAUGGUCCAAGGUAGUCGGCCGGAAGGCCCGUAAGAAGAAGGCUCCGGCCAGGGCCCCGCCCGCUGCACAGGUUCAUCCUGUAAGAACGCAGCGGGCUGCCCCCCCCCCCAAAGCGGUAAAGAUCGUGGCCCCCAAGACGGCGGCCAUCACCGUCACCCUCAAACCGGGGGCCACGAUCACGACAGCGGAAGGUCAGGUCGCCGAGGCCAAAUAUACAGAUGUAUUGGCCAAGGCCAAGGCGGCGAUCUGCCUUAGGGACCUCGGCUUGGAGACGGUCAAGGUGCGUACCAGCAUGACCGGCUCCAAGCUGAUGGAGGUGGGGGGGAGCACCCCAGAAGAGACGGCCGACCGCCUGGCCGCCGAAUUGACACGCGUCAUUGGCGGCUGGGCGGACAUCGCGCGUCCGUCCAAGCUCGCAGACCUUCGGGUCUCGGGUUUGGACGAGACGAUAACGUGCGAGGAGGUGGCAGCCAAACUGGCUACAAUCGGAGGCUGCCACCCCGAGGCCGUCAAAGUGGGCCUAAUCAGGCCCAGCUUCUGGGGUGGGGGGUCCACCCUUGUGAGAUGUCCGGCAGCGGCGGCAAAAGCCGUCGCUCAGAUAGGAAAGGUGGCCAUAGGGUGGAGUAUGGCCACCGUCACCGCGGUAAGGGCCCGGCCGCUGCGCUGUUUUAAGUGCAUGCAGCUGGGCCACACCCGGGCCCUAUGCCCGUCGGAAGCGGAGGAUGGUCGCCUCUGCUUCCGAUGUGGCCAAGAGGGCCACAAGAGGGCUGCGUGCGAGGCGCCUGUCCACUGCGCCGUGUGCAAAAGGACAGGCUGCCCGCACGCCCACGUCAUGGGGGGGGCUAAAUGCACCCCCCCCACCAUAAGGGGGAAGGCCCGCUCCACCGGCCCUCCCCCUGCGCCAAGAGCGCAGCCGCCGUCCGGGCCGCAUCAACCGCCCGAAGAGGAACGUAUGCAGGUGUCAUAA
Molecule: messenger RNA, 2424 nt
Organism: Papilio machaon (common yellow swallowtail)
Lineage: Eukaryota; Metazoa; Arthropoda; Insecta; Lepidoptera; Papilionidae
Product: caskin-1-like
Exons: 1
Coding region: 1-2424 (807 amino acids)
Molecular function (GO): nucleic acid binding; zinc ion binding
Source: RefSeq, a predicted model, not a curated record